AGCUGCUCAGUCGAGAUGAGUGUAAAUAACUCAAGUGGUCCGAUAAAAACACGAUUUUCGAGCCUUAAAGAUGUCCUAAAAGUAAGACGGCCAAUGUACAUUGAAGGGAACGAUAAUGAAGAGAAAAAGGAAGUUCAAACUUACCGAUGGGUGGUUCAUCCCCGGAGUCGCGGCAGGCAUUACUAUCUUAUGUUUAUGGUGAUCUUAACAUUCGUGAACCUUAUAACAAUUCCUCUAGACAUGGCAUUUUCUGAGGAUAUGCAAGAUAGUGGCCACAUAUACUGGGUGACCUUCAAUAUAUUCUCAGACACCAUGUUUUGCCUUGAUGUUGCCAUAAAUUUUCAAAUGGGUAUUUUCAGUGACGACGGUCAGGCCAUCCUGGAUCCAAAAAUAAUAAGAAAGGAGUAUUUCAGAAGUUGGUUUGGUCCGGAUGUGGUUGCUGCCUUUCCGGUUGACAUUAUCAUUGUUAUUGUGGAGCACUUUUAUCACGCUGACACUGAUGUACUGAUGGCUUCAAAGCUGGUGCGGAUACUCAUGUUUGCGAGGAUUUUCAGUAUGAUCCGUUUACUCCGUGUGCCGAAGCUUCUGAGAUUCUGCUUUGAAUUGGAAAGUGUCACUGACAUACAGCUUGAAGAAGUCAAGAGGUUUUUCAGGGUGUUUUUCGUGUUCCUGUUGAAGAUCCUCAUUUGGCACUGGAACACAUGUGUUCAGUACUUCAUAUCUCUGCUGGACGAAUUUCCCCAAGACUGCUGGGUCAUGCAAGAGAAUAUCAAGAAUGCCUCAAUUGGGGAAAAAUACUCCUAUUCUUCCUUCAGAGCUUUCUCUCAGUUGGCCUGGAUUUCAACUAAUUCAAUUCAAUCGCCAACACGCAUGGCGGAACGGUGGACAGCUGUUGUUAGCAUGGUGGUUGGAUAUUUAAUGUGUUUCGCUCUUAUUGCCUGCUUGAUUACAACUGUGGGGAGCAUGUCUGCGACUGGCAAUGAAUACAAGAAAAAGAUCAGCCAGCUACAAUCCUCCAAAAUGUUCAAAAAGCUGCCCAGGGCGUUGCGCCAACGCACCACUGCCCAGUACAAGUGGCAGUAUGAUAAGAAGAAUAUCCUUGACCUGGUGUCAAAACGGCUGAGAAAGGAUAUUAUGGCAGAUAUGUGUCCCAACCUGCUGAGCAAAGGCUCCAUGUUCAUAAAGCAUGAUAGAGAAUUCACCGAAGCCAUCUUGGUGAAGUUGGAGUACGAGUUAUUCAACACAGGAGACAUCAUCAUUCAUCAAAACGCUCAAGCUGACCACAUGUUCUUCAUCGAGCACGGCCAGGUGCUCGUGAAGAACGAAUCCUUUCAAAUGGAGCUGCACGAUGGAGAACAUUUUGGAGAGAUCAGCUUCCUGUUCGGCGGAAGGCAGUUGGCCACAGUUUCUGCUCUGACCGCCUGCAGCCUUUUCUCCCUGUCGUUACAACAGUUCCAGGAGAUUGAGGAAGAGUUUCCACAUGUUGCGAACGAACUGAGGGCAGCAGCUCAACAGCUUAAAAAUGAUCUUGAGGGUGUUGAGCUAGAACUUCAAGUUACAUCAGCAUCAACCAGUGUGUGAGACGACAGACCAGGAUCUAGUUUUUUAGUCAAAUAGUC
Sinocyclocheilus rhinocerous is the source of this 1619-nucleotide messenger RNA. Its product is annotated as potassium/sodium hyperpolarization-activated cyclic nucleotide-gated channel 1-like. NCBI's taxonomy places the organism in Eukaryota, Metazoa, Chordata, Actinopteri, Cypriniformes, Cyprinidae. Gene Ontology annotation, molecular function: voltage-gated potassium channel activity. The transcript has 11 exons. Gene Ontology annotation, cellular component: membrane; axon; dendrite. Gene Ontology annotation, biological process: regulation of membrane depolarization; potassium ion transmembrane transport; sodium ion transmembrane transport. The record is from RefSeq and is a predicted model, not a curated record. Bases 16 to 1581 code for a protein of 521 amino acids.